AUGGCGAUUCCGACAGCAAGAACCCCGAUGGCGAAUCCGACUCCAACGACCGUCACCGACCCGAAUGGCACGAUUGAACCGGCCGCUAACACCAGCCCUCAACUGUUCAUUCCGGAAUCUAGCCCCAUCACCCCAAUUCCAUCAAGCCCGAUCACCCCAAUCAGCCCCUUCAGCGUUGGAAAUCUCAUCCAUCCCUUGAUCCCACCCCUUAGUCCCAUUGACUCGCCGUGCCCCUCAGAUUUGAACAAGGAAACCACCACCGCUGACCCGCCAACACCUUGUUCUUCGUCUUCUGAAGAGAUGCCGCUCUCGAACACCCCAAAACAUACGAAAUCGUCCGAAAAGAUCAAAGUAAAGCCCCCAAAGAAAAACUCUCCGGCAUUGCUCACGAAGAAAGGAAAAAAACAGAAAUCACCCCCGUUGCCAAUUGUCAAAAGAAAGCUAUCCCAAUCGAGGUCCAAGAUUGUGACCAAGAGCGACGAGGACUCUGAGUAUCAGCUCCCUGAAGCUUCCAUCGCCUCUGAAGCAUCCGAAACGUCUGAAGAGUCCUAUUUGUCUGAUCCUAACUCCCUUCCUGAUGAUUCGGACGACAAAGAACCUUCUUCGGACGACCAAGAAAAUUUGCCCCCGUCGCCGAAGAACAGAACUAAAUCUUCUUUUCGCCCGUCUUCGAAAAACAGGAAGAACGUAUCGCCCCCGUUGCCAAAGAUCAGAAAGAACAGCCACCAAACUAAGAUCAACAACGACCGCCACUAUCAGCAGCCCGAGACGUCUGACUCUACCUCCUCUGAUAAUGCAGAUGACAAAGGGGAUGGCUCCGAUGAAGAUCAAGAUGAAGAUGACGAUGCAUUACCCAAGAGAAGACCGUUUCCUCCAGACGACGUUGAACAAACCCCUUCAUCUGGCAAAAAGAAGGAGAAGGCGAAAUCUGCGUCUGGCAACAAGAGAACAAAAGGAAACAAGAAGAAAAUCCAGAAGAAGUCCGCCUCAUUCAAGGAAUCCGAAGAGGCAGAAGUCGAGUCGGAUGUGGCCCAUAUUCUUCAAGCCGACGACUCAUUCCUUGGUAAUCAGACGGCCGGCGACGAAUCCAUUGCGAAUCACACCGCCGAAGGUUCCUUCCUUGCCAAUCAAACGGCCGGCGACGCGUCUUUGCUUGAUCAGACGGCCGAGACAGCCUGCGACAAUUCCUUGCUUAAUCCUGGCGACGAAACCAUUCAGACUGGGGAAGACGAAUCCUUCCUGGCCAAUCACACUGCCGCUGCCGAAGAGAAUUCCGUACAGUCUCAGAAGCCACCUCCAAAGUCUCAGCCUGCCUCACGACUUCGAUUACUGCUCAAAUUGCCUAAGUUACCUGCCUCAGGUGAUGAAUUACGUCCCGAUUCAAAGCCUCCAAGCCCGCCCUUACCACCUGAAAGCGCAAGACGGCGAUCUACCCGCCAAAAAAAGUGA
Molecule: messenger RNA, 1449 nt
Organism: Puccinia triticina
Lineage: Eukaryota; Fungi; Basidiomycota; Pucciniomycetes; Pucciniales; Pucciniaceae
Exons: 3
Coding region: 1-1449 (482 amino acids)
Source: RefSeq, a predicted model, not a curated record